This is a messenger RNA of Mesocestoides corti, 1314 nucleotides long. The record is from the annotation of a GenBank genome assembly. Lineage: Eukaryota; Metazoa; Platyhelminthes; Cestoda; Cyclophyllidea; Mesocestoididae.
AUGGCGCAUCGCGCAUAUCUAACUGAUGUCCAACAACUCUAUCGGCUGAUUGAGACGUCUACGAACGGUCAGGCGUCCAUGAUUUCAGUCGAUGAAAUGUCGGUGUUGAUCUCGCUUCAUCCCAAAUCUGGUUACAACGCGCACGCUGAUUUUGCUGUGGAAGUGAGUGCCUGUGAACCAAGUAGUGGUGAUAUUUCGGAAAUUCACUGCCCCAUGUCAUAUCCGAGAGACUGUCCAUGGGUGACAUUUAAAUCACCAAUCUUCCAUCCCAAUAUCGACAAUUCAUCGGGCAGCGUUUGUCUAAACCUGCUCUAUGAUUGGGUUAGCUCCUUCAAUCUGCUAGAUGUGGUAAAGGCUCUUCUUUACCUAAUCGCCAAUCCAAAUUUCGACUCGCCAAUCGGCCAGUUUGGAUCCCUGGUGAACAGGAGCCUGCUAGCGAAGAAGACAAUGCGGUUACUGGCUGGUCUGCCUGUGAACGGUAAACGGUUUGCGCCAAACAAGGCGUGGUGCGAAUGGGCAGAGGCCAAUGGCUGCCUUCCGACUGAUGAGGAAGAGGGUGAUGAUGAUGACGAUGUUGCCAGUGGUGAGGAUGUCUGUGAUGUCGCUGCAUUCGUGGAAGGUGGCAGUGCAGAAUGGGACGGUGGUGGAGCCGUGUUCGGCGAAAAUGUCCUUUCCUUUGCCAACAUUCGAUUCCCCGUUGAUCAAGACAUAGAAUCACAAUUAUCGGUUUUCGAUGAACGCCAAUAUACAAAUAAGUUGGUUGAGGCACAGCGCAUUGUAAUUUGGCCUCCCGCUAAUAGUCCUAAGGCAAAUAUCCCCUCAGUAUUCUACUACUGCGAACUUGUCUGUGAUGGCUUCUAUCAGAAUGAACUAGUUAAACCUAGCAACAGACCGUUCACUGACGAUAUUGUGUUGCCCAUGCAAAGCCAUCUCAAAUCGAGACAAAAAUCUAGUCUUUGUCCGUGGUACAGCUUCUACCGCCAAGAGCACUCUUGGUCUCACUCGAAUUUCACUUCUGUAAUCGACCUGAGCUUCCUGUUUCGUGAGAAGACUGUUACCAGGCCGCGACGUUUGUUGUUGACCGACGACUUUUGUCCAUGGUCGUAUUGGGAUGGACUAGGUACUUUCGGCAUCUUGGAAGGGCUGUUUUCGGAGAAACCUCAACGACGCCGAAACUCGACUGGGAGCACAUCUACAGAAAACGAUGUAGGUGGCUAUGAAAUGGCGUUCCUUUUCAACACCAGUGAUGAUGAAAAUGACGAAGAACUCACAAAGUUAGCAAACGGAGAAGAAGAGAAGGCGGAAAAGGACGAU